AGAUUUGAGAUCCAUAAAAAGGCCAAAGAUGGCGUCUCUGGAACGUCGCGCGAGAGAAAUCAGACGCCGAACUUCGCUUCAAAACAAACGUCGCUCCCGUUACAUUAGCUUCGUUGCUUGCUUGGUGAAAAACGCUAAAAUGGCGUCGGGUUAAGGAUUAAUGUUUUUUUCCCCUUGGAUAAAGUAACUCUUCUGAAUGUUCUGGAGCUCUUGUAUGUGAAUAUAGAUAUCUACAGUUGCAUGUUAAAGCGUCUGGUUAAUAAUGAACUCGGAUCAUCUGCAUGGAGUGACACGGACUGCUAGCGAAUAUGCUAACCGGCUAACUAGCUAAAGAGCUAGCCUGAAGGGGAUUAGCCUGCGUGUGGAUGGAAAGCGCUGGGAGUGGAUCAGGUUAAAACGCCGGGACGGAUUAGUUGUGUUCGCCAUGUAUUUUCUGACGGGCUGGCCGCGGAGGCUGCUGUGCCCGCUGCAGAGCGCCGAGGAGCCCUUCCACAUCCAGCCCAGCUCGCAGCGCUUUUACUUCGCCGUGCUGUCGGACACGCAGCUCAGCGUCUGGUUCAGCAGGCCCAGCGUUCUGAUCGUGAGUUAUAUCGAAUCGGAGAAGGCAGCUGCUCAGUUUGGUUUCUACCAGCAGGCCGAAUGGAAGCCAGACGACUCCAUGAUAGCGGUGGCGGCUGCUAAUGGAUACGUGCUGCUGUUCGACAUUGUCGGAGGUGGAGAUGAAAAAUAUCUGUACGAGCCCAUCUAUCCAAAGGGUAGUGUGCGUGUGAAGGUUACUCCAGGGUAUAAAGAGGAACAAUGUGCUCCUGCUCUCAGUGUGGAAAUGAAGAAGCCAGUUGACCUGGAGGCUCCUAUUACCAGUCUUCAGUCUCUGCAGGAGGAUUUGUUAGUGUGUACGGCUGAUGGCUAUCUGCACAUGCUGCACUGGGAUGGAGUGUGUAACGGCCGGAGAGCUGUUAACCUCAGCACCAUUCCUUUCUCUCUGGACCUGCAGUCAUCACGCGGUGGUCCGUGUUUGGAUCUGAAUGGAGUCCACAUCAGAGAAAUGGAGUAUUGUAUGACGUUAGAUGGUUUCGCUGUUGUGCUCGAUGAUGGAAGGCUCGGCUUCAUCACGCCAACCGCUAACAGGUUCUCCACCGAGCAGUUGCAGGGCGUUUGGGCAGCGGAUGUGACAGACGGCACAUGUGUAGCAGUGAACAACAAAUACAGACUGAUGGCUUUCGGCUGUGCAAGUGGCUCUGUAUUGGUCUACAUGAUAGACAACACUACAGGAUCAAUGCAGCUGUCACACAAAUUGGAGUUAAGCCCCAAACACUACCCAGAUAUCCAUAAUAAAACAGGUCCAGUUAAGCUAAUCCGUUGGUCUCCGGACUGCAGCGUUGUCAUGGUGACCUGGGCAUGUGGAGGUCUCUCUAUGUGGAGUGUGUUUGGAGCUCAUCUCGUCUGCACACUCGGAGAGGACUUCACAUAUCGAUCAGAUGGCACUAAGAAGGAGCCACUCAAGAUCAGCUCUAUGAGCUGGGGGGCAGAGGGUUACCACCUGUGGGUGAUUGGCAGCACGGAGGCGGGCACAGAGCAGUCUCCACAGUUAAGCCAGGCCUCCAUCUUGCAGUUUCAGUUCAUUAAGAGCGCACUCACAGUCAAUCCCUGUACGAGUAAUCAGGAGCAGGUGCUUCUCCACGGUGAGGAUCGGCUGCUGAUGACGUGUGGAGAUGCUGCAGUUCAGAUGCACAACCAGGAGCAACACUCAGCACGGAGCACAACACACACACAGCUCAGCACUUUACUGGGACACAAACACUGGCACGUAGUGCAGAUUCACAGCACAUAUCUAGAAACUAACUGGCCAAUACGGUUUGCAGCCAUAGACUCAGCAGGUCAGUGUUUGGUGGUAGCGGGGAGACGCGGAUUUGCACAUUACUCAUUAUAUACCAGGAAAUGGAAACUGUUUGGAAAUAUUACACAGGAACAGAGUAUGACUGUGACCGGAGGUCUCACCUGGUGGAAUGACUUUGUCGUCGUUGCCUGUUACAACUUCAUCGACCAGCAGGAGGAGCUGAGAUUAUAUCUCCGCUCAUCGAACCUCGACAACGCCUUUGCAAGCGUUACAAAGCUGCAUGCUGAAACUUUGCUGCUCAACGUGUUCAGAAACACGAUCAUUUUGUUUCGCACCGACUGCUCCAUCUGCCUUUAUAGCAUCGAAAAGAAGCAAGACGGCUCUUCAGUGUCUGUAGAUCUACUACAGGAAGUGUCGAUGUCACGGUAUAUUCCUCAUCCUGCGCUGGUGGUUUCAGUCACACUCACUUCAGUCAGAACAGAGACGGGAAUGUCACUGAAAACCACACAGCAGGCAUGUAAUGCAGAAAGUAUUUUGUUGAAUUUGGCUGGUCAGCUCAUUAUGCUGCAGAGAGACCGGUCUUGCCCACAGGUACGAGACAAGGACACAUCAGCCAGUCAGAAAACGCUGCUGCCUUUCUCUCCGCCUGUGGUUUUGGCUCAGUGUGUGGAGAGUGUGUGGGCCUCGAGUCACUCUGGUUCUAAGAAGCGCCACCUGGUGGAGGCUCUGUGGCUGUCAUGCGGCGAGUCAGGGAUGAAGGUGUGGCUCCCUCUGUUCCCACGCCGCGAGAACCGCAAACCGCACUCAUUCCUCUCGCGCCGCAUCAUGCUCUCAUUCCUCCUUGACAUCUACCCGCUCGCCGUUCUGUCGGAGGACGCGCUCGUUUUGGGUGCUGCUAAUGACACUCUUCUUUAUGACUCCUCUUUUUCCUCCAAAGAUGGCCUCGGAGGAAACUCCUCCUCCUCUUUGGAGGGCAUUGGAGGAGAUUCUUCCACCAAAGAAAGCCUUUCUCGCAGGCCCUCCACGUUUUCUUUGUCCCGGGAGCCCCCGGAGUCGUUUUUUCCAUUCUGCUUGGUAGAAAGGACAUCUCAGAUCUACCUCCACCACCUCCUCCGUCAGCUGCUGGUGAGAAAUUUGGGCGAGCAGGCCUUGUUGUUGGCUCAGUCAUGCUCAUCUCUGCCUUAUUUCUCGCAUGUGCUGGAGCUGAUGGUGCACGUGGUGCUGGAGGAGGAGGCCACGUCUCGCGAGCCCAUCCCUGACCCGCUGCUGCCCACCGUGGCCAAGUUCCUGGCCGAGUUUCCUCUGUUCCUGCGCACCAUCGUCCACUGCGCCCGCAAGACUGAGUUCAACCUCUGGAACUACCUGUUUGCUGCUGUCGGGAACCCAAAAGAUCUCUUCGAGGAGUGCAUCAUGGCCCGGGAUCUGGACACGGCAGCUUCGUAUCUCAUCAUACUGCAGAACAUGGAGGCUCCAGCAGUGAGUCGUCAGCACGCUACUCUCCUCUUCAACACGGCACUUGAACAAGGAAAAUGGGAUCUCUGUCGUCACAUGAUCCGAUUCCUCAAGGCCAUUGGGUCGGGGGAGAGCGAGACUCCACCCACUACGCCAACCAGUCAGGAGCCGAGCUCUACUGGAGGAUUUGAGUUUUUUCGCCAUCGCAGUAUCAGUCUGUCUCAGUCAGCAGAAACAGCUUCUACAGGAAAAUUCAAUUUACAGAAAACCUUCAGCAUGCCUUCAGGACCCUCCACUAAAGGUAAGGAGAGCGACAGUGCUGAGAACAUGUACAUCGACAUGAUGUUAUGGCGUCACGCGCGGCGUUUGCUGGAGCAGAUCCGUCUGAAGGAUCUUGGCUGUUUCUCAGCGCAGCUGGGCUUCGAGCUGAUUGGCUGGCUGACCCGUGAGCGCACACGUGUUGCUCGUAUCGUUGAUUUUGUCUCUGCCCUUAAAUGCCUCCAUAAUGACUUCCUGUGGCCUUUUCCUGUUCUCCCCGCUGGCUCCCCGCUCAAAAACGGACGUUGUCGAGCAGUGCUGAGCACACGUCUGCUGAAGUCUCGGUCUAACGAUAGCUUACUGAACAGCGAUAUGGACACAGUACCACCUCAGAUCACAACCAAUCACAACUGGUUGGAUGGACUGGGGGCGGAGCCUAAAGAGAUUGACUCGGCCUCUUCACACGGCGCUCCACAAACACAAGAAGCCUUUCUGUCUCCUCUCAUCAAUAAAACGGAGGAGUGCAGUAUCGGCUCAGCCACAGAUCUAACAGAGACGAGCUCCAUGGUGGAUGGUGAUUGGACGAUGGUGGACGAGAACUUCUCCACCCUGAGCCUCAGCCAGUCAGAGCUGGAGCACAUCUCCAUGGAGCUGGCCAAUAAGGGUCCUCACAAGUCCCAGGUGCAGCUGAGGUACUUGCUGCAUGUGUUUUUAGAGGCAGGAUGUUUGGAAUGGAGCAUUGUGAUUGGUCUGAUUCUGCGUGAUGUCAGCGUUAUAAAGCAAGUUUUGGGCUUUUUGGAUUCUGCGGAUCCAGAAACGGUUCAGAGUGUACAAGCCGGACUCAUCGCUAUUGACCAGUGGGCUUCGUCUGAUUGUCUGGGUUACAAGCCCUUCCUGAACCUCAUUGCUCCUGAGCUGCAGAAGCUGUGUGACGUCUCCGUGGAUCAGGUUCAGCUCGACUCAUUUCAGCCGUCCAUCUCCAAGAUGGCCGACCCAGUUCUCCCCCGUGUGGAGGAACAUCGCGGGGUCUCAACCUUUACCCUCCCUAUGACUCUUGAGAUCCCUGCUGGCUCCGCCCCUCGUAUUAAGGAGGACAACCACAAGGAGGAAUCGGAGGACGAGGCAGCUGAUGAGGGCGCUUAUGACUGCACACUCUCAUGAUUUGAGAGAACAGAGAAUCAGCCGGAUCUGGAUUCCUCUACGUUGUGUCCUAAACCACCCUCUUAUUCACUAAGCCAUGCAGCAUCGUUAAAGGGGCACACAGUGCAUUAUGGGUCGUGGCAGGAAGCGCAGGCAGAAGGCAGGAACUUUGUCUGGGUUUCUGUUGCACAUCUUCAUGUGUCGGAGUGUAUUAAGGGGACUUGGGCACUACAGAGAGAACACAGGAUGGUUUUGUGAUCAGCAGGCUCGCUUUCUUAUUCACUGUGUAGGGCUCACAUCAUCUUCACAUGGCACAGUGCAGUAGAGGUGUCGACAGUGAUAACACAGUACAUGACAUUACAAUUAAUGUGGAAAAAAACGAUUGAUUAACCAGUACAGAUGAGGCGGUCAGUGUUAUAAAAAUACUUCCGCUCUCUCAGUUGUGUAUGGAAACAAGAAAGAGGCAUAAAGAUUGAAAUGGUAAAAGCCGUUGAAUUCUUAAUAAUGACAUUUUAACACCAUUGCACUGGAAUAUGUUGCUUCAGAAUCCACAUCUGUAUUUAUUUGCUUUGAAUUAACUUCCUUGAAAUUCAUAUGUAGUGUUCAUAGUUAUUCAUUUUAAAAGCCAGGAAAUCAACCAUCUAGUCAAAUAUUUUUUUCAGUGUUCACAAAUUCAGAUUCAAUAAUUAAAUUUUCAGAUUUUUCAAACAUCUAUUCAGGCUGCUCAUUACAGUGCUCAAAUACAAGCAGUCAAAUGGAGUUAGCAAAAUUCCCUAAAAAUCUUUAGUUAAAUAUCUGAAAAAACCUGAACUGUAGAUGUUUUUCCCCCUAAAACGUUACUUUUAAAAUUGUGAAUAUCUGACCUCAUAAAUAAAAAUACUUUGAAUUUCAAGAUGAUGAUUUCAAAACAAAUAAACACAGAUUUUUCAAGUAAUAUAUUUCAAUGCUAUGAAUUCAAUGGGUAUUUAAUUUUCAAAUCUUUUUUUUUUCUGUGUCCACAAUUCUGAUAUUAUUUAUUACUUUAUCGAUACUACAUGGUCGUAUCACCCAGCUCACAGAGACAAACAGAGCAGGGAGUCUUUUUGUCCUAAAUCGCACAUCCUCGCUUGUCACACUGUUAUCUCUUCCUGCUGGAGGACACAGUGUGAACACCACCUACUUCCCGACAACCUCAUCUCCUGAAGAGAAGGAGAAAACCUUCUGUGUGGGAUGAUGUGUGGCCUACGCAGUGAAUAAGGUGAAUAAGGGACAGUGUAGGACAGAAGAGACUUGACUGUGAUCAGUGUGUGAGUAUAAACCAUCUCUUAAGUGUGAUAUACGUAAUGUGCAGUUCUGUCUUUUGGUUGAAUUCACAUCCAUCCAGACUGCUGUGUGUGUGUGUACGCGUUUGUGUGUUUAUCCUGUGUUCUAACACCAGUAUUAUUGAUCUCUAUGAGAGAGGCUGUAUUUCCAAAAUUAAUUGUAAAUUUAGCUCUUAAGAGAACUUUCAAAGCUGGCAGAAAAGGGCUGUAUAAUACAGUAUAAGGAGAAUCAAAUUCACACAUCCGCAUUUGUUCAUCCAGAAUGCAAAUGUUGCUACUAGGGCUGGGUAAAUAUCAUAUUUUAACAAUUCACUAUAAACACAGAGGUCCCAAUAGCUAUGGUUUAGCCAUAGCGUUUAAGAAUUAUGACCCAUCACUAUGGCAAAAGCCUGAAAAGUACUUAGCGCAUUUCGGCUUUCUCAGAUGAAGACUAAGCGUAAAUGAAAUUCACCCACCAGAGAAUAUGACAUUAAGAUGUACGAUUGCUCAUGAGAAGUUACUUCUAUUUCACACAGACUUGUCACAGACUAGGCGAACUUUGAAUUGUGAAUUUGCAAAUCUCGGGUUUGGGAACCAAUAGAGAAAAAGAGGGCGGGGUUUGUGGUGUCCGGUCGCUAAAAGCACAGGUUAGAAUGUGUUCGUCAUUUAUGCUGAUUUUAUAAUUGUCAAAAUUGAAUUUUUUUUUUUUUUUUUUUUUAAUUGAGUUCUUCAGAUGUGCUCAGGAGAUUGUUUCAUAAUGACUGAUGCACCAAUGGGGUUUUGUGUUCACUCACUAUUAUUUACAUAUUAAUGAUAAUAUUAUUAUUGUUAUUAUUAUUACUAUUAUUAGUUAUCAUGGAGCCGUCUCAUCUCAUGACAAGGAUUUUGUAGUGAAAUUCUGUUAUUUCUCUGUUCUUGAAACCUCUGUACACAAUACUUAUCACAAUAUUUUAGCCAUAAUAUGACAAACUAGACAUCCAGAGAUUAUUUUUUUAAAUUCCACGUUUCUAAAAGAUUACGUAAUGAGGAAAAGGAGGGAAAAGAAACAGUUGGUACAUUAGUGUCCAGCUGCAGGGUUGUAAAAGCACUGAUAUCUGAUGAUGAUAAGAUAAAUGAGUAUAUUCCGAUAUGUAUCAAAAUCAUAUGGUCAGAUUACCCAGCCCUAUCGCAAGCACAGGUAAGAGCCUGCAGUGUUUCAACAGCGAGCUGCUAGCAAUGAAAGAGUGCAGAUUACAGGAUCUUCAUCUCAUCUGCAGGUUCCUUUCUUCCUAGCAGCAGUCGUGACUCAGCUCUUACAAAGCGUGCACCCUUAUUUCCAUGUUGUACUGAUUUAUUUUUGUCCUUCUCUCUUUAUAAGUAGGAAGAGCAUUCGGAUGAAUUUGGAUGUUUUGAGUAUGAAUAGUUGUUUUUUUUUAAUUCAACUGUGAGAAUUUCUAAUACCUCAUUUAUUGUAGUUGUCUGCAUUCAAAACUUUUUUUUUUUUUUUUUUUUUCCCUCCCGUCUCCAGUCAUCUCUCUUCUGCUUCUUGUUGUGCUUUGAAAGCACUGAUAUGCAAGUUACAAUGCUGUGUGUUUGUGGUUUUAAAGAAUUUACAGCUUCACUUUUUUAUUAUUAUUAUUAUUAUUAUUAUUAUUAUUAUUAUUAUAUAUUCAGUAAUGUUAUCAGAAACAGCACUCCAUCGCUGAAUGGAUGUGUGUACACUUCAGUAUAUUUAGCUCUGUAGUUCUUAAUUUACUUUUUUACUUUUAAAAUGCAUUUUUAUUUAGCUGUGCUCAGGAGUUCACUGUUUUCAUCAUGACUGAUGCACCAUUGGUACUUUGUAAGACGCUUUUAAUAUUCGCACCCCAUUCAUUUACAAAUUUAAUCCGAUUUUUUUUUUUUUUCAUGUAAUAAUAGCAACAAAGCCACAAGGUACAUAAACAUGAGUAACCUGAAGAAUACACAAUGCAAUUAUAUGGCCGACGUGCUGUUAAGCACAACUGAAAUGCUCAUCCUUUGGCUGAUGAUGAGGUAAUAGUGUUAUGUAAAUCUUAAAUAUAUUACGGAUUCUAACCCGAGAUAGAAAAUAAUUAUAGUUGCUGUUAGUCAGAUUUAAAUCCCUGUCCUUGACUGAGAGACGAGUUCACAGCUCUUUAAGUGUAUAAAACAAACACGAAACUGCUUGCUUACUACAUUUCGUGUCACUUCAGUAUUAUUAUGGGGUUGUGUAUCCGUGUGCAAUGAUAAAGCAGCAGCUCGGUUUGUCUUUGCAGCUCUUUUUGACCCACAGUCUCGUCAUGUUUUCCAUGUGGACCAAACUGUUCAGUUCUCGCUGCUCCUCAGGUCAAACGUUAGCUUCUUUCUGUAACUGUAAAGAAGCUCAUUAGCCGAGUUCGCUGUGCUGUUGCAUCUCACCUAAUUUUAUGUUUUUUCCCCUCAGUGUGUUAAACAUUUCCAGCAUGUGUAUUUAGCGUAUAUAUCUAUAUCCACUACUCUGCUUUAUUGCUUCAUUUAGUCUGUUUACCAAAGAAGUGAUUUAGGCCCACAUGCAGCUUUGAGCUGAUAUGAAUAUGCAAAUUGAAUUUGGGAUUUAUUCUCCCUCUCUCUCCUUUCUUUACUUCUUUUUUUUUUAAAAAAAGAAAAACACUCAUGAUUCCAUCUCUCUGUUUUCUUCUGCGUCUGUGGAUUAUGUUAUAGCUAAAGUGAUACAAUAGGUGCAAUGGCGGAAUGAGCAUACAGCAUAGUGAUGUGUAUGUGUGUGUAUAGAAUUUUAUAAUGGUCAUUUCAUUUGUUCUUAAUGAACGGGCGCGGUACUUAUUUCACUCAAGACUUUUCUGAACAAGAAUGGAAAACGGACUUUCUUUCUGUGUGUACGGCUGACAUGUAAUGGAGGAAUCUGCAGUGGUGCAAGACGCAGCUCUGCAUCAGGAACGUGUGUAUGUGUCUGUGUGUGUGUGAGGGAGAGAGCGUGUGUAUAUUAUAAUGACAGAUUCUUGUACAAUUCACUUUUUCUACCAAGUUUCUAGAGCUUUUUCCUGUACAUAAAGAACAAUAAAUUAUUUUUAAAAGCA
Messenger RNA from Pangasianodon hypophthalmus (striped catfish), 9017 nucleotides. RefSeq names its product RIC1 homolog, RAB6A GEF complex partner 1 (gene ric1). Gene Ontology annotation, cellular component: cytosol; Golgi membrane; Ric1-Rgp1 guanyl-nucleotide exchange factor complex. Gene Ontology annotation, molecular function: protein binding. Gene Ontology annotation, biological process: retrograde transport, endosome to Golgi; intracellular protein transport. The transcript has 26 exons. The record is from RefSeq and is a predicted model, not a curated record. Lineage: Eukaryota; Metazoa; Chordata; Actinopteri; Siluriformes; Pangasiidae. Bases 425 to 4708 code for a protein of 1427 amino acids.